AUGAAUCCGGGACGAAUCAGAUCACCCAAUCACAAGAAGCAAAAUUCGGAUUUUCGAGUCUCAGUCGCUCGAGGAUUCGCUUAUGUCGUCGACACUGGCCGCAUGGAUCCCAGGGUUCUAUUUCCAAAACGGAAUCGUCUCUACCGGGCAGCGCGACUAGCAUGGAGUGUGCUUCAGUUCCACGGCAACUGGCUCCGUGAGCAUUGGCGCACUCGCGAUAUUAUAUCCCCCAGGGAACUAGCGGACCGGUCUCUCAAAACCAGACACUUCAGCAUCCCUGUUGUCGCUCCCUUGAUGGAUAUCAUGGCUGCCUUCAAUGGUUUCCUUGUUAUUUCAUUUCGCCUGCUGAGCUUCUGCCCUGUGACCGAACUCACCUUCGCGCCGCACGUCCGAAGACCAGCGAUUGAGGCCAACCAGCACCAAAAGCACACCGUGUCGUCGAAUGCAGUUAGACGAGGUGUGGCACCCUUCGCGUCUGCGACGAGUGCCUCAGCUAACAACGACGGCGUGAGUGCGGGAUUUGUGCAAGACAUCGAACUCGUCGAGUAUCCCGUUCCACGUACCACGGGGCUCCAAGGCAACCUACCCCAAAAACGUAGCCUUCGAGGCGAGAAAACUUCCCCGCAGACCGACCGCAAUCCUUUAGGCCACUCGCACCAGCGCCCUGAAACAGGACCCUUUGGCAGUGAUAAACCAGUCAAACUUCGUUACUGGGUCGAGGCUCUUCGUCGCCGCUCAGCAAACCUUAAAGACCGUGAGGCAACCUCCAAGAUGAAGUUCUCCCACAGCAUCCAGUUCAACGCUGUUCCUGACUGGAGCGCGUAUUAUAUUGCCUACAGCAAUCUCAAGAAACUGAUAUAUACCCUGGAACAACAAGCCCAUCGAUCGAAUGAACAAGCCACUGACGCCGAGUCUGCUCCUCUGCUCAACGAUACGCAAAACCCUGAUAAGCUAUUUCAGCACGCUCUUGAUGUAGAGUUGGAUAAGAUAUGCGCUUUCUACCGGUCGAAAGAAAGAGAAAUCUAUGAAGACGUUGAUAAUGUUAUGAAAGAUGCGGAGGAAUACACGGCUAAGGCCGACGGGGCCGAGAUGAAUCCCAUGCAGGACAGCAUGCACAAAGGAAGGAGAGUGAGCACUGGAUCCAUUCAAGACCAUUCUGCCGAGUUUGGUCUAGGUAGGCGCCAAAGCAUGGGAAGCGAACCAGCUGCCGACGACGACGAAGAUAGCGAUGACGAGCAUCCUACGACACGCCCUACACUAGGCCAGUCACGGAGCGCCUACCCUGGCCCUCCUGAUGAUAACCGUACAGAGGAUAUGAGGAGUUCAAUUUGGACAGAUUCUAGGUAUGCUCCAAACAGCCAGGCGGUCGUUCGGCGAGGCAACCAGAAUGAGCACCUCACCGAUCCCGCGCUCCUGGACCUUUACAACUCGGCUGCUUCCCUUAAAAAACGGAUUAUCGCAGUCUAUGUCGCUCUCUGCGGACUUAAGUCCUAUGUCCAGCUUAACAAGACUGGAUUUUCCAAAGCUUUGAAGAAGUACGACAAGAUCAUCGACCGCAAUCUCCGUCGAGAGUACAUAAACUCAAGUGUAUCCCCAGCUUACCCUUUUCUGUCCUCAACUAUGGAAAAUAUCGAGGGUUUUAUUCGUCAGAUCGAGACUUUAUAUGCGGAGUUGACCACAAACGGUGAUCUUUCUCUGGCCAGACGCGAGCUUCGUUUGCAUCUGAGAGAGCAUGUCGUAUGGGAGCGGAAUACGGUGUGGAGAGAGAUGAUUGGCAUUGAAAGAAAAGCUCAAGCUGCCAACGUUGGUCUUCGCCAGACACUCCUUGGAGGAGACGCAGACCCGGCAUUGGCGCGCCGACAGGGUGACGAACAGGUGGCUCAGAGCAAGCAGCUUCGGACACCUUUCGGGGUCAUUAGUGCUCCGACAUGGCUAUGGAGCGCAAACUUUGCGACCCUUAUCGUCGUCCUAGUUGUCUUUUCUGUGUUACUCUCUGUUCCGAUCAUGGAGAAGCCGGAGCAGCAGAAUUGCCUGGCGAUGCUCGUUUUUGUGAGCUUAUUAUGGGCUACAGAGGUGAUCCCACUCUUUGUGACGUCUCUCUUUAUUCCAUUCCUUGUCGUACUGCUCGGUAUCAUGAAAUCAGACGAGAAGCCAUAUAAACGGUUAGGACCUAAAGAAGCCACUAGCGUUGCCUUUGGCGCCAUGUGGACCCCUGUGAUUAUGCUGCUUCUAGGCGGUUUCACUAUAGCUGCAGCACUGUCUAAGUACGACAUUGCUCGGCGAAUGGCGUUGUUUGUAUUGAGCAAAGCCGGCUCUAACCAUCGCAUUGUACUACUUACCAAUAUGUUCGUGAGCAUGUUCCUUAGUAUGUGGAUUAGCAAUGUCGCCUCUCCGGUUCUCUGCUAUUCGAUCAUCCAGCCUUUGUUACGGAAUCUUUCGCCUGAUUCCAGCUUUGCCAAAGCUUUGGUUCUUGGAAUUGCUCUUGCUGCAAAUGUCGGCGGCGCAGCAUCGCCGAUCGCCUCCCCGCAGAACAUCAUUGCUCUUCAAAACAUGUACCCCAGCAUCAGCUGGGGCACUUGGUUCUUCAUCUCACUUCCGGUCUGCAUAAUCUCGAUCUUGUUGAUUUGGGUGCUGCUUCUGGUCACCUUCCAACCUGGUCGAGAUACCACCAUUGUACCCAUCCGGCCGCUAAAGGAUAAAUUUACCGGCAUUCAGUACUUUAUUAGUAUCGUCACAUUGACUACGAUUGGCUUGUGGUGUGCCAGUCAUCAGCUGGAGCAUAUAUUCGGGGACAUGGGUGUAAUUGCCAUCAUCCCUAUUGUCCUAUUUUUUGGCACUGGAAUCCUAAACAAGGAGGACUUCAACAACUUUCUUUGGACCAUCAUAAUUCUCGCCGCUGGUGGACUUUGCCUUGGAAAGGCUGUGACAUCUUCUGGGCUGCUGCAUACCAUUGCAGAGGACAUUCGGUCACGGGUCGAGCACUUCAGCCUAUAUGGAGUGUUGAUUGUGUUUUCGGCACUAAUCCUGGUGAUUGCCACGUUCAUCUCGCACACCGUCGCAGCCCUGAUCAUCCUCCCUCUCGUUCGACAAAUCGGUCUUAGCAUGGACGACCCACACCCCAAUUUGUUGGUGAUGGCUAGCGCAUUGAUGUGUUCAGUGGCCAUGGCUUUGCCAACUAGUGGCUUCCCCAAUAUGACCGCCAUUAUGACGGAGGUGCCGCAGACCGGUCAGCGCUACUUGCAAGUACGGCACUUUUUCACGCGGGGCAUCCCCGCCAGUCUGAUGUCAUUUGUGGUGAUAGUCACACUUGGAUAUGGUCUGAUGCGUGUAGCCGGUCUAUAG
Aspergillus nidulans FGSC A4 is the source of this 3342-nucleotide messenger RNA. Its product is annotated as protein Pho87. The transcript is spliced from 8 exons. The record is from RefSeq and is a predicted model, not a curated record. Gene Ontology annotation, cellular component: membrane. NCBI's taxonomy places the organism in Eukaryota, Fungi, Ascomycota, Eurotiomycetes, Eurotiales, Aspergillaceae. Gene Ontology annotation, biological process: transmembrane transport. Gene Ontology annotation, molecular function: transmembrane transporter activity. The coding region runs from base 1 to 3342 and encodes 1113 amino acids.